Misgurnus anguillicaudatus (oriental weatherfish) is the source of this 4058-nucleotide messenger RNA. The record is from RefSeq and is a predicted model, not a curated record. Lineage: Eukaryota; Metazoa; Chordata; Actinopteri; Cypriniformes; Cobitidae.
CUGUGUCUUUAAGAGUAUUUUUAGGCUGCGAGUUGAUGAUGGUCAUUCGCGUGGAAAAUCAGAGUCCGUGGUGGCAGUACGGUGACAGCAUGCGAACAUGGAUGAUGAGAUGUUGAUGUGCUCUGGAUUUAAAAGCUUUUUAAGGAUUCUCACAUACACAGCCUAACGCCAUCUAAGACACUGGACUUGCCUUUGGUUGCUGGGAUUAACCUUGGUUAGGGAACUAGAGGUAGAUGUGAGGGGUAACUACAACCGAUGUGAGACGAACUCCAGUGAGCUUUACCCUUCCCAGCACCUUCCUACACCUUCAGAGCCCCUAUCCCUACAGCCAACAUGUUCUCCUCAAAUUUUCUGAGUGGGGGGAAUCCUCUAAGUGCAAUGUCCUCUGCUGUGAACAAGUUCAGUCUUUUUGGGGAUGAGACAAGUGUGGAAAAGCAACAGCCUCCAGGACCUACAAAGCAGAAGGAUUCUCAACAGCAGGGAAACAGCCAACCAAGUGGACAACAGCCACAGGGUGUGGGCAGGGGCAGCCAAGGAGCUGGACGUGGUGCAUCUCAACCACAAGCAACUGGACACGGAGGACCUGCACAUCAGGGAGCUGGUAGAGGAGGUCUACCCCAACACGGAGCUGGCAGGGGAGGGCUGCAACCGGGGGCAGGUGGGAGUGGAUCUCCUAAGCAGGCUGUAGGCAAAGUUGGAUCUCCGCAACAAGGCCCAAGAAAACCUGGGUCUCCAUCAACAGAGGCACGUAAAGCGGAACCCCAGGUGAAAGGUAGACCUGACCCAGGAGUGAAAUCCCUGUGUCCUGUUUGUAAAAACACAGAACUCAAUAUGAAGUCCAAGGAUUCGCCCAAUCACAACACCUGCACACAGUGUAAAUUAGUGGUCUGCAAUAUGUGUGGGUUCAGUCCUCCGGAUGCAACUGCUAAGGAGUGGCUUUGCCUGAAUUGCCAGAUGCAGAGAGCUCUGGGAGGUGCAGAGAGUAGUGGAUCCAUCCCAAAAGCUCAGCCACAGCCCAAAACCUCUGUACCAUCACAGAACCCUGGAAUGCACAAUGUUUCCCCCUUAAAAAAAGAUCAUCCAGAUAGUAAGCAGGUGCCCCUGUCUACCAGCCAGCCAAACAAACCAACAGAGGGUCAAAAAGCUUCAAGUCAGCCCAGCCCCAGUACAAGAAAUACCAACACAGCUACUCAUCCAUCACCACAGAGAGCUCAACAAAAACCUCUCCCGCAACAGACAGUAAAAGUUGCUCCUACUCCAGCCAAAAAUGAACCACUAUCACAUACUGAACCUAAAGAAGAGUCUGGAUUCUUUGGUUUUGGUUUCGGUGGUGCUCGAUCUCGCUCACCUUCUCCGCAACCUGGUGUCUCCACUGUUUCUGGAAAAGUUCUAGGGUUCGGUUCUUCGUUCCUAAGCUCAGCCUCCAAUUUGAUUUCAGCUGCCCAGGAUGAGCCCUCCACAACACCACCAACUUCUCGGAAGGGUUCUGCUGUUUCCCAAACCUCUGCCAAGACCACCACACCCCCUCCCCCCAAAAAAGAGUCAGGGACCUCUGAGGGCUCCCCCAAUCUUCAUAGACCACAAACACAGCAAGAUAAAAAUCCACAAAAGAAACCCCAGGACACGGAGCAAGCUAAAACAACUGCAGUCCAGCAAAAGAAUGGAUCUUCUUCUGCUCAGGUUGCUAAUACUGAUCAAAGCCCCAAAGUUCUUCCCAAAGCUUGUCCACUCUGCAAGGCGACCCUGAAAAAAGAUCCACCCAACUAUAGUUCCUGCACUGAAUGCAAGGCCACUGUGUGUAAUCAAUGUGGAUUCAAUCCUGUGCCUCAUCAAACAGAGGCAAAAGAGUGGCUUUGCCUAAACUGCCAGACACAGAGAGCCCUGAAAGGAAUGGAAUCUUCAGGGCAGCCCAUUCAGAAGUCCCUAACACAGGCCCCCAAAUCUGAAAAUGUGCAAUCUGCAGUUCAUUCUGGAGCAAAACAGCAUAGUAGUCCUGCCAGCCAACCAGCUUCUCAGAAAAAAGAAACGCAUGAACAACAGACUACUUCAGUAGCAGCAAAACAACAUCCCACGCCAAAACCUCUUCAGCAGCAGUCAGAAAAGGGUAAACCUACUCCUCCACUGUCUGAGCCACCAUCAAAGGCUGAGGCUCAUCAAGAACAGGCAGGAUUUUUUGGCUUUGGUUUUGGUGGUGCUCGAUCACGAUCACCAUCCCCUUCCCCACAGCCUGGUGUUUCUGCUGUGUCUGGAAAAGUUUUAGGAUUUGGGUCCUCCUUCCUGAGUUCAGCAUCAAAUAUCAUUUCAUCCGCUGUUCAAGAUGAAUUUACAGCACAGUCAACUUCUCACCAGGGAUCGUCAGUCUCCCAAAACACCCUUAAGACCACAACCACUCCCCCAACACCUCGUAAAGCAUCCACAACAUCCAAAGGUGCUUCUACGACAGUGUCUGCAGCAACAGCUAAUCAACCAACUGGUCAAAAAGAGAGCACAACAGAACUAACUGUUGACCAGAAAAACAAAGCACCAUUAUCUCAAGCUACAAAACCUGAACCUUCUCUCCAGAAAACAGACAAAGGUACACUGCCUUUACCCAAAUCUUGCCCACUCUGCAAAGUCGAAAUUAAAAAGGACCCUGUCAACUACAACACAUGCACAGAAUGUAAGAACACUGUGUGCAACCUAUGUGGAUUCAACCCAACACCUCACCAAACAGAGUUGAAAGAGUGGCUUUGUCUGAACUGUCAGACUCAGAGAGCUCUCAGAGGAAUGGAACCACCACGAUCUCCAAAGAUGGAAAUAUCAGCACAGCCAAACAAAAUCCCUGUUACUCAACCACUGGGUUCACCCUCAAUGCAGAAGAAAGAUUCUUCAGAUUUGAAAAAAACUGAAAAGAAGAUUGACCCUUCUCAUAAAUUACAGGAGCAACAAACCAAGGCACCAAAUGGCUCCCUGCCAAAGCAUAAAGCUCAGCAAAAUACUGAAACCAAAUCUGAAGCUCCUGGAAAGUCACCUAAGGAAGAGUCUGGAUUCUUUGGUUUUGGUGGUGCUAGGUCAAGGUCUCCUUCUCCUCAGCCUGCUGUGUCUUCUGUUUCUGGAAAGGUUUUGGGCUUUGGAUCCUCCUUCCUCAGUUCAGCAUCUAGUUUAAUAUCAUCUACUGUGCAGGAUGAAACUUCCAAUGCCCCACCAACAUCUCGCAAGGGAUCUACAGUUUCCCAAACCUCAAUGCUAACACCACCCACUUCUCGAAAAGGAUCAGUAGCUUUGCAGGACUCUAAAACACCACCAACAUCUCGCAAAGACAGCUCACAGCAAAACACACCACCACCUACACCCCAAAGGGGCUCUGCUGUUCCUCAGACCACAAAUCCAGCAGUCAAGACUUUGGCUACAUCCAGAGACAAACUCACUGGGGACACAACACAACCUACUGCACAGAAAGACGAGAAAAAGAUCAGCGAGUCACCUCAGUUAGCAAAUAAGUCAUCUGUGCAAGCAAAAAUAAACCAAUCAUUACUGUCUACAAAUGACAAAACCCUGCCACUUCCCAAAACUUGUCCACUUUGCAAGACAACUAUUAUCUCUGAUCCUCCAAACUUUAGCACCUGCACUGAUUGCAAAAACACUGUGUGUAAUCUUUGUGGAUUUAACCCCAUGCCUCAUCAAAAAGAGGUGAAGGAAUGGCUUUGUUUGAAUUGUCAAAUAAAGAGGGCCCCAGUACCUUCAACCCCAAACCCCCAGGUGCAGGCUAACAUGGUCUCACAACAAAACAAAAUAUCUCCAAUUCGACAAAAAGCAGGUAAAACUGAAAAUACAUCAACAACUGCCAUGGACAAGACCACUGCAACUUCAACAGCACAGAAGUCUCAAAUGGAAAAACACCCUCCACAGCAAGACACUUCAAAGCCUCAAAAACAAUUGCCAAAAGAUACCAGAACAUCAGACAAAACUGAAGCCACAACAAAAUCAGAGCCUUCUAAAGAAGAGUCAAGCUUCUUUGGCUUCGGUUUUGGUAGGUGCUCGAUCUCGAUCACCUUCUCCUCAACCUGCUGUCCCUGAGA